Molecule: messenger RNA, 2019 nt
Organism: Sebastes umbrosus (honeycomb rockfish)
Lineage: Eukaryota; Metazoa; Chordata; Actinopteri; Perciformes; Sebastidae
Product: homeodomain-interacting protein kinase 2-like
Exons: 14
Coding region: 169-1668 (499 amino acids)
Biological process (GO): peptidyl-threonine phosphorylation; peptidyl-serine phosphorylation
Cellular component (GO): nucleus; cytoplasm
Molecular function (GO): protein tyrosine kinase activity; protein serine/threonine kinase activity; ATP binding
Source: RefSeq, a predicted model, not a curated record
AUCAGUUCCGAAACUGAUCACAGGUCAUAGUUCUGGACUAAGCCUAAUUCUGAUCAGUUUGUUGAGUUGAGUUGUUUCCACUGGACAGACAGCAAGCGCUGCAUCGAUCUCUUGGUCAACCAAUCUAAAGAGCUUCAAAACUAAACUGUGUAAGCUGUCGGUGAGAAAAUGGAUACAUCUACGCCAUCAUCCAAGGAGAAAACACUUUUUAGCGAGCUCCCAAUCCCCAAAGAAUAUGACAUCCUCCAAAUUGUGGGCCAAGGUGGCUUUGGAAAAGUGGUCAAAUGUGUGAAACGAGACACCAACGAGACUGUGGCCAUAAAGAUAUCCCACGAUGGUUAUAACCUCAGCGGCGAGGAGGCCAUUCUCAGCACCCUCAUGCGCCACCGCAUGGACAGGUUCAACAUCAUCAAGUUUCACGGCUCGGUCUACAGGUGGGGCAGGAGAGGUCUGGUGCUUGACAUAUGUGACAUCAGCCUUCAGGACUUCCUACAGAAAUCAAAGGAAUUCAUGAGUCUGGAGGAAGUCCGAAGUGUCACCCAGCAGUUGGCAGGAGCGUUCAAUGCCCUGAAGAGGGUUGGCGUGAUCCAUACUGAUGUGAAAAUGAACAACAUCAUGAUUGAGGAUCACAGGAAACGGCCACUCAGGGUGAAACUCAUCGACUUCGGCUUGGCAAUGUACAGCUCUGAAGCAUCGCCGGGCAUGUUUCUCCAGACACCUUACUUUCGGUCUCCAGAAAUUCUGUUGGGAACCCCAUUUUCUGAGUCCAUAGACAUCUGGUCGCUUGGCUGCGUCAUGGCGUCAAUGCUGAUUGGCUGUAUGGUCUUCCCCGGGAGAAACAGCUACGACACACUAAGGUUCAUCAUCGACCUCCUGGGUCCGCCACCGAAACAUCUCCUCAUUGCUGGUCUGAAAACCAAAAGGUUUUUCAGGGAAUCAUUUUCCAGGCAGAUGAUUCUGAAGAAUCCAGAGCAGUACUGGAAAAGCAGUAAUCACUCCACAGACAACAGGAUCUACACGUUCCGAUCUUUGGAGGUGAUGAAGGCGAUGCGCAGGGAGAAUAACAACAAGACAGAAGCUGAUGAGCGGAGGGAGAGCACUGAACUGUUGAAGGAGAUGUUCAAGUGGGAUGGGAGGUUGAGGAUAACCCCUAAGGCUAUUCUCAACCACCCGUUCAUUACCAAGAGUUACCUGAACUGCUCCAGCGAUGAAUCUCAGGAGUCUGCAGCAGCUGAACCCAGCAAAAGCUGGGCCCAGGCCCCGACCGAUGGUGACAAUGACGACAGCGAUGAAUCUCUGGAGUCUGCAGGAGCUGAACCCAGCAUCAGCUGGUCCUCGACCGAUGGUGACAAUGACGACAGCGAUGAAUCUCUGGAGUCUGCAGGAGCUGAACCCAGCAUCAGCUGGGCCUCGACCGAUGGUGACAAUGACGACAGCGAUGAAUAUCUGGAGUUUGCAGGAGCUAAACCCAGCACCAGCUGGGCCCAGGCCCCGACAAAUGGUGAUAAUGACAACAGUCACCAACCUGCUGAAACUCCUGAAUUCAUCAGGAUCCACCAGUACCGCUCUCCCAUUGUCUCUGACAAUAAGAACUGCUGCCUCCAACGCUUCCGGUCCUGGACAAAGAGGAUAAUUUGUCCUUGCUGCUAUGUGGAAGUGGAGGACUGACCAUCUCUACAAAGGUUUUGUAGCAAAACACCUGAGAACUUUCUCUCAAGUGUUCUGCCACAAAAGCAUUUUGUAGUUCCCCCUUAUGAUUUGCAUGGGUUUUCUCCGGAUGCUCCGGUUUCCUCUCACUGGCCAAACACAUGCCUGUCAGGUUGAUUGGAGACUCUAAAUUGACACUAAAUCUGAUAUGAUCUAAUGAUGUGAAAUCUAAAACAUAUCAUUUUAUAAUAUGGGCCUCUCCCUGGCAUAUACAUUCCGGCUGUGACGUCCGCACUGUGCCAGUAUAAGGGUGCUCCGGGUGCUCCGGUUUCCUCUGUUUUGACUCUAUAUAAAAAUAAAUUAAAUUAAAAA